CAGGGAGGUGUGUCUUGUGGUUUCUAACACUCAUACAGUCACUUCCCCCACUUCUACAUUUCACACUCACGCAAAACAUGCACGAAAUCAACGUGGCUCAAAAUGGCACGAAAUGGAACAGAAGCUGACACGGUGUACGCUGUAGUUUAUGGAUCUGUUAUAACGCUCGGACUGCCUCUCAACGCUCUGUCGCUAUGGAUUCUUCUUCGCCACCACAGCCGCAAAUCAGCCAAUGCUGUCUUCAUGAUCAACCUGGUGAUCUCAGACCUCCUGCUCAUCAUCUCCUUACCAAUGAAGGUCUACUUUUAUGCCACAAACAAAUGGCCUCUGGGAGACAUGGCGUGCAUCUGGCUCACGAUGCUUUUUCGCAACAACAUCCGCUCCAGCGCCGUCUUCAUCACCUUCAUCAGCAUAGACCGGCUGCUGGCUGUAGUCUAUCCUCUGAAGUCACGCCAACUUCGGUCCUUGUCCAACGCCUCAAAAGGAGCUGCACUCGUCUGGCUGAUUGUGGUGAUUGUGAAUAUCCCAGAGAGUGUGGCCUUUUCAAAAUAUUUACAAAACAAGACUUCGAAUGUUUCGACUUGUUUUGAUGACAAGAAUGACUUCUUUCCUCCAAUAGCGUAUUUUCAGCUUGUGUUACUCUUCACCCUGCUGUUCAUCAAUAUUGUGUCCACAGUUCUGGUGUCUUUGACUCUAAACAGACAUUUGAAUAUCACCACCAGGAUCAACAACAGAGUGAACGUCAUGCUGAUUUUUGCCAUGAACUUGUUGAUGUUCUGUAUAUUCUUCUUGCCUGUGUCCUUGACUGUUUUCUUUGAUAAUAGACGGGCUGCUCUGAAUUGUCUUGCCAGUGUGAACUGCUGUCUGGAUCCACUGUUGUAUUACUUCUCAUUUGAUGGUUUCUGGAAGAAAAAAGAGGACACAGACAGGUCCACUGAAUAGUCAUUGAACAUGACCAGUCAGAUUUCCCAGUUUCUUGUGAGAAUGUUUCAGAGUAAGGUUGUAAGGGGAAAUGAAUAUCAGUAUUUAAGAAGCCCAGUUUUGUAUCUCAUUUAUCUAGUUAUCUAGUUUUGCAUUGUUUUUGUUUUUCCGGUGUAUAAGCUCUCCUGUUGACUUGGAAAUGUAAACUAAUGUGUAAUGAGUACUAAAAUUAACAACUUUUGUUAGUUCCAUCAGACAAAGUUUGCUCUAAAUGUUGCUCUUAAAUAUAUAAAUAUUAAAUACUUGGCAAGUCAGAGAUUAUGCCAGAGUCUGUUUGCA
Oreochromis niloticus (Nile tilapia) is the source of this 1260-nucleotide messenger RNA. RefSeq names its product lysophosphatidic acid receptor 6-like. The transcript has a single exon. Gene Ontology annotation, molecular function: lysophosphatidic acid receptor activity. Bases 103 to 942 code for a protein of 279 amino acids. Gene Ontology annotation, biological process: positive regulation of Rho protein signal transduction; phospholipase C-activating G protein-coupled receptor signaling pathway. Gene Ontology annotation, cellular component: plasma membrane. The record is from RefSeq and is a predicted model, not a curated record. NCBI's taxonomy places the organism in Eukaryota, Metazoa, Chordata, Actinopteri, Cichliformes, Cichlidae.